GGUUUCCGUGUAUCUAUAUCCUUGGGAUUAGUUAUAAGUACUACAUUAAUAGUAGUAUUAGGAAACUAUUGGAAAAGAAGAAAGUAUUCUCGAGAAUCUGCUCCAGUUAUCAAACAUUAUUCCUACGAUAAAAGAAAAGCUAAUGUUGAUGUACCUUCAGUUUCUAGUUUUCGAAUUUUUAGAACUAGUCAUAGAUCAUUAAGUCCAAGCAUCAAAUCCACCAAUAGGCAAACAUCUGUGAUAUCUUCAACUCAAGAUUCUCCAAGCCAUUGUAAAUCUUCGGAAGUUAAGUAUACUGCACCUCAACAACUAGGUGUAAUGGGAAUGGAAUCAUUAGCUUGUAGUAUAUCGUUUUGGGAAGACGCAUUGAUAGCUUUUUCCGGCAAUAAUUCAACAAUGGUAUCCAAUAAACUUAUGUCUACUGAAGAUUCUCAAUUUUGUAAGGAACUUCAGCUAUUAGUGGAUUCUGCUUAUUCAUUGCAAGAUCAAUGUCAAUUACUUUUCUUAGAUCAAAGGUCAGUAUUAUUUCGUGUUCAACAAAAUAGAAAUGGAGACACAUUGAAGUUUGAUGAUCGUCGUUCUUCAGUAGAUAGUUUUGUAUCAGCACGCACAGAUGUAAGCUAUGUAUCUUGUAUUAGGAGUCUUAAUU
Molecule: messenger RNA, 649 nt
Organism: Diuraphis noxia (Russian wheat aphid)
Lineage: Eukaryota; Metazoa; Arthropoda; Insecta; Hemiptera; Aphididae
Gene: Miga
Product: mitoguardin
Biological process (GO): mitochondrial fusion
Source: RefSeq, a predicted model, not a curated record